CAGUCGAUCAUUUCACGGGUGGUGGUACGGGAGAUAUUUCCGUCGCGGACUUAUGACGUAUUAGGUGGGUGCCGAGGGAUCCGGCGGUCGGCCGGGCCGGGCAGGUUGGGAGAGAUGGCGGAGUAUCUGGCCUCCAUCUUCGGUACCGAAAAAGACAAAGUCAACUGUUCUUUUUAUUUCAAAAUUGGAGCAUGUCGCCAUGGAGAUCGAUGUUCUCGAUUGCACAAUAAACCAACAUUUAGUCAGACCAUCUUGAUUCAAAACAUCUAUCGUAAUCCCCAAAACAGUGCACAGACGGCUGACGGCUCACACUGUGCUGUGAGUGAUGUUGAAAUGCAGGAACAUUAUGAUGAAUUCUUUGAGGAGGUCUUCACAGAAAUGGAAGAAAAAUAUGGUGAAGUAGAAGAGAUGAAUGUCUGUGAUAACCUUGGAGAUCAUUUGGUUGGAAACGUCUAUGUAAAGUUUCGACGUGAAGAAGAUGCAGAAAAGGCUGUGAUUGAUCUGAAUAAUCGGUGGUUUAAUGGUCAACCAAUUCAUGCUGAGCUUUCCCCCGUGACAGAUUUCAGAGAAGCUUGUUGUCGUCAGUAUGAAAUGGGAGAGUGUACAAGAGGAGGUUUCUGUAACUUUAUGCAUUUGAAGCCAAUUUCUCGAGAAUUGCGACGUGAGCUAUACGGCCGCCGCCGCAAGAAGCAUAGAUCAAGAUCAAGGUCUCGUGAACGUCGCUCUAGAUCCAGAGAUCGUGGUCGUGGAGGAGGAGGUGGUGGUGGUGGUGGAGGAGGAGGAGGAGGAGGGGGCCGAGAACGUGAUAGAAGGCGGUCAAGAGAUCGUGAAAGAUCCGGACGAUUCUGAGCCAUGUCAUUUCUACCUUCUCUGUUAGAAAGUGUUGUAGUUGAUUGACCAAACAAGUUCAUAAUGAAACUUUUUUUAAAAGAUGGGCUUCUGAAUAAAAAUUUGUAGUGAUACAGUU
Messenger RNA from Crotalus tigris (Tiger rattlesnake), 967 nucleotides. It is a transcript of the gene U2AF1, whose product is annotated as U2 small nuclear RNA auxiliary factor 1. The transcript is spliced from 8 exons. Gene Ontology annotation, cellular component: U2AF complex; spliceosomal complex. NCBI's taxonomy places the organism in Eukaryota, Metazoa, Chordata, Lepidosauria, Squamata, Viperidae. The record is from RefSeq and is a predicted model, not a curated record. Gene Ontology annotation, biological process: mRNA splicing, via spliceosome. Gene Ontology annotation, molecular function: pre-mRNA 3'-splice site binding; metal ion binding. Bases 115 to 849 code for a protein of 244 amino acids.